AUGGCGAAAUGGCAUCAUGAUGUGGGGCCAAGAGUGUUUGCAACUCUGGAGAAGCUUAAGAAGCAGUCAGCCUGGUGCAUUCCAAGGCUUGCUGGGGAGAGCAAAUAUGAGGUCAAGUGUUUUGGAGGCACUCAGGUGGUUGUUGAUUUGAGGAACAGAAGUUGUUCAUGUAGGCAAUGGGAUCUAACUGGGAUCCCAUGUAAGCAUGCUUGUGCUGCCAUUGGGCAGUUAAAUGGCAAUCACAUUAGCUAUGUCCAUGAUUAUUACAAAAAAGAGGCCUUCAUGAAAGCCUACAAACCCAUGGUUCAUCCAAUGCCAAGCCAAGACUUGUGGCCUAAAACAAAUUUCCCACCUUUGCUGCCACCUAAAUUUCAUAAGCAGCCAGGGAGGCCAAAGAAAUCUAGGAUAAGCUUAGCCGGUGAACCAUCUUCAAGCUCUAAUCCUAAAGCUAAACACUUGCCAAGGUAUAAUUUGGAAAUCAAAUGUUCCAUAUGUAAGCAAGCAGGGCAUAAUAAGAGGAAAUGUCCAAGGGUAAAUGAAGCAGGGAGUAGCAGCCAGGUACCAUCACAAAGGCAAAAGAAGAUAGCACAUCAAGGCAAGAGAUCAAGUCAAAGAGUUACAAGACAAUCAAGGCAGAAACAACCA
This is a messenger RNA of Prunus avium (sweet cherry), 645 nucleotides long. The record is from RefSeq and is a predicted model, not a curated record. Lineage: Eukaryota; Viridiplantae; Streptophyta; Magnoliopsida; Rosales; Rosaceae.